UUGACAGAUGGACAGUCAAAAUUAAUCCAUACCUACUGAUUAUAUGGAUUUUACGUGCUAUAAUUAACAACAUCGUGUUCAUAUAUCUAGAUUACACUUGUACAAAAUAACUUUUGAAUCUCAAAUGACGAAGAUUUGAAGAAUGCAGUUGUUUCAGUCGGACGAUCAUUAUAUUUUGCAUGAUGGAGAGUUUUCAUUGUGGUGCAGUCGUCAUUCUGGCACGCUUGAAGCUAAAAAAGGUGAUGAUAUUUGUCUGGCAUGGAAUCCGGUCUGCAUAGGACUUGUUUAUGGAGUAAUUGGAAAGAUAAAAAUUCAUCCAGAGGAUGACUGGAGAUUAAUUUUAAUAAAGCAGCGAUCAUCUGUUGGGAGUGUGCUGGAAGAUCAAGAGAUCUACAAAGUGAAUAAAAUUGCCAUUGUUCCACUCUCAGAUGCAGAGCCCCAAGAGCUGGAUUUAGAUCUUUGCAGUGUGCAUCAUUUUGGAAUAAGAAAACCAAAAACAAUAUCUCAGCCAUCAGCACAGCAGAAACAGAUUCAGAAUGCCUGGAAAUCUAUAAAAUCUGGAAUAGACAAUGUCAAACCUAAGAAGAAAGAUAUCAAAGAUAAAGAAAAGUUUGUGAGGAGAAUAACAGAGGAGCUGUUGAAGAUGUUCACAGAUUCUGACUCCUUUUACUAUAGUGAAACUUUUGAUCUGACCACCAGUUUACAGCGACAACACGGAAAGGAAUACCAGUCAAACAAACACCUCCCUCUCUGGCAGCAGGUUGACCCAAGGUUUUUCUGGAACAGGCACAUGCUUAGUGAUCUAAUUAAUGUUGAGGGGGAUCCAGAGGUUGAGAAGUUGUACACCCACUGGAUCAUCCCUGUAAUCCAGGGCUAUGUACAGAUGGAGAACUGUGUGUUGGAUUUUACUCAGUCCUCCACUUCCUCUCUAGAUCUCAGUCCGGAUUACGGAAACUCCAAACACCUGGAUCCUCUGGAGUAUCAACUCGGAAUCAUCUCGAGGAGAAGCAUCCAUAGAGCUGGUACGAGAACAAAGAUGAGGGGGUUGGAUGAAACAGGAGCAUGUGCCAAUUAUGUGGAGACAGAACAGAUUAUAAGGUUUUCACACCAUGUUGUAUCAUUCCUCCAAAUUCGUGGAUCCAUCCCCGUGUUUUGGAGUCAAUCAGGCUACAAGUACAGACCCCCUCCACGCCUAACAAAAGGUCAGAAGGAAACUCAUGAUGCUUUCUGCCAACAUCUGGAUGAACAACUUUCCUUACACAAUACUGUCUAUGUCAUCAACCUGGCUGAACUCACAGGCAAAGAGAAGGAACUCAGUGAUGCAUACGUCAAUCACAUCAUUGAGUAUAACUCACCUGACAUCACCUAUACCUCUUUUGAUUUCCAUGAGCAUUGUCGGGGUAUGAAGUUUGAGAAUGUCUCCAUUUUGACUGACGGGGUCACUGACAUGCUCAAGGUCAUGAGGUACUGCUGGUUGAACAAGGACAGUGCAAUAUGUGAACAGAGAGGGGUGUUCAGAGUCAACUGUGUAGACUGUCUAGAUAGAACAAAUGUCAGCCAGACUGCUAUAGCUAGAAUCGUCAUGGAAACACAAUUGAGGAAACUUGGUAUUCUGCCCCCAGAUGAGACUCUCCCCACAAACUGUAAGAGGAUUUUCCAGGUCCUCUGGGCCAACAAUGGUGAUGCCAUUAGUAGACAGUAUGCUGGAACAGCUGCUUUAAAGGGGGAUUAUACUAGGACAGGUGAAAGAAAAAUCACAGGCAUGAUGAAAGAUGGUGUUAAUUCUGCUAACAGAUACUAUCUACGGUUCCGUGACAGUUAUAGACAGGCCACCAUUGACCUGAUGCUCGGUCAGCUGGUCAUCACGGAUGCCAUGAUGCUGUCCUCAGACAAGCUGGACACCUCUGAGGGCGAGGAUGAGGAGGAGGACACUAAUGAACUAUUGGAGAAAGAGGAGAAUCUCAAGAUGCUGAUUGAGGAUGCCAAAAAAAUGUUGAUCAUUGAACCGGAACAGUGUAUGGGGGGCUGGAGUCUCAUCAAUGCAGACCCACAGACAGGAGAUGAGGACCGACUCGAUAUGGACAUUAUCCUGCUCCUCAGUCAGAGGUCGGUGUACGUGGCCUGGUACGAUGAUGAGGAGGAACAGAUCGUACAGUACCAGAGAAUCUUCCUGGAGGACAUCGUCAAAAUGGAGUUAGGUGCAGAGCCUUCCAUUUUUAAGUCAAAGUUUGUGUGUUUGAGAAUUCAUUACCAGCACUAUGCGGAAGAUGGCUUCUUCCAUACAUUCAGAAUACCUCGUACAAGACUCUUCAACAACAUGAUCAUCACUGUUAAAAAUACAGAAGAUGCUAGAGAAAAUCUUAAGGCAAUACACCAGGCUUUUGCUGCAGCCCAAGAAAUUUUGUCACUGAAACUUGAGCUGGAAACUAAAACCAAGUUGGAUAGGAAGAAAACAAAACCACAUCCAGACAUCCAGAACAUUUAUGUAGAACAACAGGAGAAAACUCUGAGUAACUUACAUGUACCACGAGAUGUUUCUGCUGGGGAAUUAACUAAACUAUCAGGGUCAAACACACCCAGGUCAAGGUCACUUAGAAAUAGUCCAAGGUCAGCUAGUCCAGUGAUGUCAUCACCAGUCAGCAGUCCUAGUCAGCAAAGGAAGAAUCUCUUUCCAAACUUCUCCAACAUCACAAAAAAUAUCAGCUCUGGGAUAAAGCUUCCUAAAUUUAAUCUGCCAAAACUAGACACAAGAACAGACGCCCAGGAGCAUGCUGGGAAGGCUGAGGAUAAAGUGGAACAUAAAAACAGGAGUGACAACUCUGGACGACUGUCUCGACUCAGCUCUCAUGGGAGUCGAGAUGACAGCGAGAUAGACAUGAAAGACAGAAGCUCUCGAGAUCUUGAUGACAUGGUUCUAGCUUCCUGUGGAAUUUUAGAGACUCACAAUAUCUUAAAUGCAGACCUUUCACAAGAACAAAAUAUCAACUCUGAACAAAAUGUUAACUCCGAUACUGAGGAUGAUCAGCCUGUUAAAGAAGGACCAGAUGAAGACAAUGCAGCAUUGAGAACAGAGUCUGAGAAAAUCAGUCAAAUUCCUAAAAUAAAAAUCAUAACUCCAAAUACCACCACAAGAAAAAUGCGGAGAAUUAUUGACGCCAUUGAACAGGAGCUGCAGGCCAAGGUUGGAGACAGGGAAUGUUUGACACAGUUUAUAUUCUUAUGAAAUUAGCUUGAUUUAAUUAGUCUAGACACUUCAAUAUAGUGGCAUUUAUGAAUCCAUGUACAUUUAAUAUCAUAUCAAGACUUUACACCAUUUUUUUUAAUUUAUUAAUAUUUUUUAGUUUUGUUUAUCUGUGAUACUA
Molecule: messenger RNA, 3362 nt
Organism: Saccostrea echinata
Lineage: Eukaryota; Metazoa; Mollusca; Bivalvia; Ostreida; Ostreidae
Product: phosphatidylinositide phosphatase SAC2-like
Exons: 19
Coding region: 143-3223 (1026 amino acids)
Biological process (GO): regulation of endocytic recycling; phosphatidylinositol dephosphorylation
Cellular component (GO): clathrin-coated endocytic vesicle; early endosome
Molecular function (GO): phosphatidylinositol-4-phosphate phosphatase activity
Source: RefSeq, a predicted model, not a curated record